GGAAGCCUCGCAGGCGCCGCCGAAGCCCCCACCCCCGCGCUCCGUGUGCGCGCGUGUGUGUGUGGCGGGAGGGUCACGAAGACCCCGCAGUGCAGGCCAGGCUGCCAGGCGGGGCGGUUGGAAGACACGUCGCUCUCCCGAGCUCCCUGCUCGGCCGGCUGGGUCCCCGAAGUAGCCUCUGGGGAAGCAGGAAGGGCUCCCUGGCCGCCCCCGUGCAGAUCUCCUGCGGCCCCCGAAGAUGGCCCAGUUCAAGCGCCAGAAGCCUCUGCGGACCAGCAGCCUCCAGGGAGCCCCCCGGGGGUCGUUCUCAGGAACACAGCCAGCCUCUCUACUAGGACCGGCCCCAGGUCUGUUAAAUCCUCCUAUUUCAGCAGAUAUCAUUCAAGCAACACGUCAUCUUCAGGGAGGAGAGAAGCAGCGUGUUUUUACUGGCAUUGUCACCAGUCUCCACGAUUAUUUUGGCGUGGUGGAUGAUGAAGUUUUUUUCCAGUUAAGCGUUGUCAAAGGCCGGAUCCCACAAAUUGGGGAGAAAGUGCUGGUGAAAGCUGUUUACAACCCCAGCCAGUCGGUGCCCUGGAAUGCCUUGAAGGUCCAGACCUUGUCAAAUCAGCCUCUUCUGAAGCCCCCCACUCCUCUGCUCCAUGUAGCUUCUUUGGGACAGAAGCAAGGCAUUCUGGGAGCUCAGCCUCAGCUCCUCUUCCAGCCACACCGGAUUCCCCCUCUCUUCCCCCAGAAACCAAUGAGCCUCUUCCAGACAUCUCCAUCGCUCCACUUGGGCCACCUUGGGAGAUACGCCAGUAGAGGUCCUAAAGGCAGGCAGGAGUCAGGCAGAUGGGAUGACUUUGACUCCAAGAAGAGGAAGCAGAAGGGUAAUGAGCCCUGGGGGGCAAAGAAGCCUCGGCACGAGCCACCCCAAUACCGAGUCCAGUUGGCUUGCUAUGCUGUGAAUAGCCCUUUCUGUGAUGCCAUGGAAAUCUUGAGGCGCUACUGCAGCAUCCAGCUGCCCAAGGAAUUCUAUGAUGUCCGCCUCUGCUGGUUGGAUACCUUCCCUCUUAGCCAGCCGUUGACUCUGAAGCACCCUAGCCGUAUCCAAGUGGCCAGUCCUGCUGAAGAGUUGCCUCAGACGGGAGAGGAUACCAGGCUGGAGGCUCAGCCGGAGGACGCAAAUCCUGCAUUCAGUGCCAAGGUUCUGCUGCUUUCUUCUCCUGGCAUUGAGGAAUUCUACCGCAAUUCUCUGCUGUAUAUUGAGGAGCCCAGCGAGCAGAGGGAAAUCCCUGAACACCCCACAAAGCAAAUUAAGUUCCUGCUGGGAAAGAAGGCAGAGGAGCUGGUGCUUCUGGGAGGAGAGUGGUCCCCCUCUCUGGAUGGUGCUGACCCAGCUACGAGCCCCACGGUCCUGAUCCGCACAACCAUUCGUUGCGUCAAAGCCCAGAUCGGCUUGGAUUUGAGCCCCUGCACGAAGUGGUACCGGUUGGCUGAGUUCAGAUACCUGCGUGAGGGAAACCCAUCUUACCAGGAGCAGACUGUGGUUUUCCUGCCAGAUAUUUGGAGCCUGAUGCCCUCUCUUGAAGAGUGGGAGGCCUUAUGCAAACAGAAAGCAGAAAAAGCUGCAGCACCUUCAGAAGUAAAAAGCGAGUCGGUGGAAGAAACUGAACAGUCUUCUGAACCAGCUACGGAGCAAGAAAUGGAGUCCUGUGAGCAGGAAAUGGAGCCAUCUGAACCGGUCCCCGAGCCGGCUCUGGAGACAUCGACUUCUGAACCAGAGACACCAGUUCCUCCACUGGAACCAGCCAUAGUUGUUUACCCUCAGCUGGCACUGCAAAAUGGGCAGCCCAGUUGCACCAACAUCUCUCUUUACACUUUGCUUGAGUACAGAAGGCAGUGGGAGAAGCUCUCCUUUGAGGUGGCAGUGGUGGCAGAGACUUUCCAGGAGAUGCUUCAGCGGGAUUUUGGCUACAAGCUUUAUAAAGCGCUGCUGGCCCUGCCGGAAAAGGAGGAGCCGCCGGAGGCCAAACAUCCCGAUUCAGAAAAAGUGCCGAAAUUGGAAAAGGAAGCCGAGAACGAAGUGAAGGAGGAUCCUCAGGAGAAACCUGCAGCAGAAGAUGCACCAGAUAGUAACCAGAAGGAAGUUCAAAAAGAGGGGAGUGGGGAGGCUGAGAAGAAGCCUCCGAAUCAAGAUGGGGCCAAUGCAACCAAGGAGGAGAAGGUGAGUGGGAAUGUCAAAGCCGAAGCGAAGGAUUCCACUGAUGACCUCUGUGAGCUCAGCAUGGAAGAUGACCUCUUGCUGCUAAGAGAGGACGAAGAGGAGGAUUUUGGUGUCAAGUUGGAAGACGCCGAAGUGAGAUCCGUUGCAUCCAACCAGUCUGAAAUCGAGAUUUCCUCCCUUCCUGAUAUGCCCAGAGAGCUGGACCCAAGUACUGUGUUGCCCUUGGAUGCCCUUCUUGCCUUCAUUUACUUCGACUUGAAUUUCUGUGGCUACCUGCAUAGGAAGGAUAUGGACAAGAUCCUGCUCACCUUGGGACUGCACCUCUGCAAAGAGCAGGUGAAGCGCUUGGUGAACAGGGUUGUGACGCAGUUUGUGUGCCGUUACCGCAGCCUGCGUUACAGCCGGCAGGAAGGUACAGAGGCCGGCCUCGGAGAGGAAGAGCUAUCAGGCAACCUCCAUUUCUUGCGCUCAUCGGUUCCUUUGACUAAAUCUACCCGAGAGACUCAGUCUACCAAUUUGAUCCCAUACAAUGGAGCUGUCCUUAAUGUCAGCAAACUCCUGGAAAAAGCCGAGCAGACAGAAAACAGCCGACUCUACCUGGAAAAUAAAAUCCAUACCCUGGAGCUAAAAUUGGAAGAGUCCCAGCUACGCUUCUUAUCCACGGAGGCAUCCAACAAGGCUUUGACGCUGGAAGUGCAGGAUUUACAGAAGCGCCUGACUGAGAUGGAGGAGCAGUCAAAAGUAUCUGAAAAGCAAAAAUCCCUUUUUCAAAGGCUGCUGCAGGAGAAUAAAAAGCGUCUGGUUCCUUUGCAACUGGAAAUCCAGAAGAUAAUUGAGAAGACCAACAACUGCUUAGAGAAGGAAGCCACGUCGCCCUCUGUUUCCAGCAACUGAUGCUCCCUAGAGAAGGAAAUCAUCUUGGCAGGGGAGAUCAGUACCACCUUUGGUUUGAUAUUUUGGGGGUGUGUGAGUAAAGCGGUUGUGGGGGGGUAGGUAAGCCUUUGAAACCAUCAACUUUUUUGCUGCUCUGUGAAAGGCUACAGCAGCUGGUUUUCAUCCUCGAACACCCCCUCCUCACCCCAGGCUUGGGGAGGGGAAAAGGGCCCCUAGUCCUGCAUGACUAGGAGGCACCCUUCAUCUGCUGGAAACCCCCCCUGCCCCUCCCCCACUUGUUUAAAGGAAUACCCGUUAGAGCUAGGCAUUUUGAUGGUCAGAAGAAGCUACAGGGUAGGUAUUUGGGGCUGUUGGCCAACAGCAAGUCUUGGACUGGGAACGUUAGCUCCGUACCGAGAGCCACACGAGUCCUGACUGCUCCAGAAGACCAGGCAUCGCUAGCCUCUUUGUGCUGCUGCAUGGAGAUGUUUUUAAGCCCCUCUCUCUCCCCGUCCCCUCUACAUCCAGCUUGAGGGGUGGCCUUCUGCCUGCCUUGGGCCGGCUGGUGCCUUGGGGGGGGGGGGGAGACGGCCUCCUGGCAGUCGGCAGGCUUUCAUCCGCUAGCCCUAAGACCAGCAACUCUUCCUGCCUCUGCCUUUUCUGGGUCGCACGUUCAGGGUGGCUCGCGAGUUUUGCUCGGGUGCUGUGGCUUGAGCGUCAACAUCGUACAUACUUUGGGCCAGCAUUUUAGCCAUUUUAAGAAAAAAAAAACGCCGCGAGUCCCUCCUCUUCCUCCUCCACUCCCUGUCAUUUACUUGCUCCAGGACCCACUUGAGUUUUCAUCACUAGCCUUCCGACAAAAGUGAAAUUCCCUUUCAGCGGAUCUUGAGUUUUGAGGAUCUGGGAUUUUUGGCAGCGAGAGGGGCCUGCGGUCCCUUAAACCUCCAUUGGAAAGACAUAGCACACAGCUGUGAGGGCUGGGCACAGCUGGAGGCCAUGGGGUUCCCACGGUGUAGACUUUAGCAGAGUAACUGGUGGGCCUAUGCAAAGCAGUGGCCGGGCUCAGGCCCCUCCCUCCAGUAGGUACUCGCUGCAUUUGCCCUGGCCACCUGCUUCCCCACCCUCAGGUGGUCUGUCACUUCUGAAUGUGUUGCUUUUAGUCUGUAAAUGUGGUAACAACUUGUAUUUAACUGGCCAAGUUACUUUUAUAAAAGUCUCUUCCUCACUUGGAAA
Thamnophis sirtalis is the source of this 4312-nucleotide messenger RNA. The record is from RefSeq and is a predicted model, not a curated record. Lineage: Eukaryota; Metazoa; Chordata; Lepidosauria; Squamata; Natricidae.